CUGGUAAAUCCUGCAAUAGUUUCCGCGUUAGAAUCGACCGACCUGGCCCUGGGAAGUUACCACCCCUAUCAUCGUUGAGACCUCGAAAGGGGAAGGGAUGAAGGAGGAGACGGUGAAGCUGAUAAGCGCGGAGGGGUUCGAGUUCGUGAUUGACAAGAAGGCGGCCAUGGUCUCCCACACCAUCCGCAACAUGCUCACCUCCCCUGGUGGCUUCGCGGAGACGCAGCUUGGGGAGGUGACGUUUCCGGAGAUCAGCACCCCCAUCCUCGAGAAAAUCUGCCAGUAUUUCUACUGGUCCCUUCAAUACGCCAGUGGAAAGGAGACGGAGUUUCAUAUUGAACCUGAAAUUACUUUGGAGUUGAUGAUGGCGGCUAAUUAUCUCCACACUUGAGUUCUUUGUCCCUGUGACUGUGGAGCUUCUUUGUUACAUUUGUAGGAUUCUAAAGUGGAUUAAUUUGAUGGUCUUUUGGCAAGAAAGUUACAGAUUCUUGUGACUGGACAUUGUUAGAUUGUCAAUUGUGUUAAAAUUGGCAAAAAGAAAACAUUUAUAUGAGCUACUGCUACUGCUACUGCUUUUUCUUGUUCUUCUUCUUCUUCUUGUUUGAUAAUAAUAUGGAUGAUAUUAUAAUUCUCUACAUUGCAAGA
Molecule: messenger RNA, 645 nt
Organism: Phoenix dactylifera (date palm)
Lineage: Eukaryota; Viridiplantae; Streptophyta; Magnoliopsida; Arecales; Arecaceae
Biological process (GO): ubiquitin-dependent protein catabolic process
Source: RefSeq, a predicted model, not a curated record